AUGACCUUUAUUGACAUUGCUGUAAAUUUGAAGUUUGUGUUUGCUGUCAGUCAGGACAGCUGCAUCUGCAGGCUGUGUACGACCACAGGGAACAGCAGCUCCAGAAUCAAGCUCUCUAGGAGUCCAAAAUGUGCAUCUCUCUGGAAAGGGUUCCCAGGCAGGCAUGUGCCUGAUGGAGGUGCAGCAAACAGGGGCGGUCAUCUGAGCCCAGGAGCUGAACUGUUAACACUAAAUGGGCAAUCAUUUAAAGACCUGUCGAGCAGGGAGGCUGAAUCUCUCAUUCACCCGACAACACGGCUGAUGAACAUCAUGAUGGCUAGCAAAGAAAUGCCAGCCUGUAAGGAAAGGCCUUUGGAAAUAAAAAAUGGUUUUAUGUACAGUAAAGCUGCAUGUCAACGGACUCGCAGUAACUCAACCAGCGUAAGUCCGUACUGGGCGGGGGAGAAGGACUGCACAGCGCCCCGCAGAGCCGGGCCCUUCAGAGACCGGCAGCCCCACGCCCUCCCCACCGGCCACAAAUCCCUCUCCCAACAGCUGGACAGCUCUGGAGGGAGGACCCCAGCAAUCUCGAGGCCAUCUAGAUCACUAAGUACAGCACAGCUAGUGCACACAUCCUGUGGCUCACAGGCUUCAGUAAUCUCAAACAUCGUAUUGAUGAAAGGACAAGGGAAGGGUCUGGGCUUCAGUAUUGUUGGAGGGAAAGACAGCAUUUAUGGACCAAUAGGCAUCUAUGUCAAAACCAUCUUUCCUGGUGGGGCUGCUGCUGAUGAUGGAAGGCUACAGGAAGGUGAUGAAAUCCUGGAGCUGAAUGGAGAAUCCAUGCAUGGAUUAACACAUUAUGAUGCUUUACAAAAAUUCAAGGCCAAAAAGGGUCUUCUGACACUUACAGUCAGGACAAGCUUCAGUACGCCUCAUUCUGCUUCCAGCUGUCUGUCACCCCAAUUAUGUCAGUCACUGAGUACAUGCAUAACCAAAGAAAACAGCUCUUUCAGUUCAGAAAGUGCAGCAUUCUCAUUAAAUGCUACAAAGCCCAACGACAGGGUCAUAAUGGAAGUUAUCUUAAACAAAGAGCCAGGUGUUGGCCUUGGAAUUGGGUUAUGUAGCAUCCCUUACUUCCAGUGUAUUUCAGGGAUUUUUAUUCACACCCUCUCACCAGGCUCCGUGGCACAUAUGGAUGGGAGACUCAGGUGUGGAGAUGAAAUUAUUGAAAUUAAUGAAGCUUCAGUACAAAAUAUGACUCUUAAUGAAGUGUAUGCUGUCCUAAGCCAUUGCAGUCCUGGUGCAGUGCAGAUUAUUAUUAGCAGACACCCUGAACCGCAGGUGUCUGAGCAACAGCUAAAAGAAGCUGUUGCACAUGCCGUGGAAAACAACAGAUUUGGAAAGGAGAGACACCACUGGAGUACUGAAGGUGUUAAAAAACUAGAAACAAGCUGGCAUGGAAGACACCCAUGUGAAAAAUAUAUGGAAAGGAAUGCUGCUCAUGGCAGCCACAGGUCACAGAAGCUAAUGACCCGCUCCAGCAGUGACAGCAGCUACAACCCUAGGUCCUCAUGUAGCAAUGGUGCUGCAUACCAGCUGAUUGACCUGAAACCAAGAGUACACAGCAUUGAUGUACCAGUCACCAGACAACCUGGCCUGCUGCACUCACUGUCUGGUAAUAAUUCAGAGAGGAAUUCCCCUCCUACUUGUAGUGAGCGGGGUCAACCCUUGCAAAACAUGAAGAAAUCCUCAGAGAUCCUCGUUAGAAAACCCAAAUCAUCAAAGCCCAAACCUCCACCAAGGAAAUACUUUAAACAGGACUGCACAUGUAAUGACCAGUGUAAUGCAGACAGAAAAGAAAAGCUGGUAUCAGAAUUGGCUGUAUCACACUCUGCAAAUAUUCGGGAAGUUGGAGAACCAAUGCUAGAGGGACCUCACACUGAUGUAACCCACAGUGUCUUUACCACUUCUCCUAGAGCAUAUGAUUCUGAACACAUAACUGCUGCACCAGCAGGCAGAGAACAAGAAAGAAAAGCAAACCUAGGAAACCCACUUUCAUCAAUACAAAGGCCUAUACUUAAAAGACAAGCACGGGUUGAUUAUAGUCUUGAUAGAACGACAGAAGACCCUUGGGUUAAAAUUUCUGACUGCAUAAAAAGUUUAUUUAAUCCUACCAUGAGUGAAGACAAUGUCCACUUAGAUUUGCAACCUGGCACUGACACAAAGAAAAAUCGAAGCAGCUCAGAGACAGUUCUGAAGAAAUCAGACUCGGAAUUAGUGGAUUCGAAAGUGCUAAAAUCAGAUGAAAACGACAGUGUGAAAAAGGGUCCUCCUGUUGCACCUAAGCCAGCCUGGUUUCGCCAAAGUCUGAAAGGAUUAAGGAAAGCAAAUUCAGGUCUAAGAACACAGGCAGAUCAAAGUCCUCCCAACUUUCGAAGCAUUUCCAGCAAAGAACUGCAAACAAGCUUAUCCUGUGUCUCUCCUAGGGGAUCAUCAAUAAAACAAAGAAUAAGUUCUUUCGAAUCCUUGAGCGCUCCACAGUCACCUGAAAAGAUACACCGAAGAUUUAGUCUGAAACCAUCAGUGCAGAAAGAACGCUCUCCCACUGCAACAGGGCCAGGGGCAGCUCCAGCCCAUUUGAACCAAGCCUUUCACCAGCAUUGUGAAACUAGCCAACAACAGCCACCUGUGGUCAUGGGCACAAAGAGCCUAGAUAGAUCUUCCUCUCCCAGGGAGGUCCCUGUGGCUAACUCAGAAAAAAGGAACAAUGCCACCACUGAAAACUCCUCGGGUCUCUUAACUACAGAAGCCAUUGCAACUUCCCACCUUGUAUCAGUUGCAAAAACACACAGCCUACGAUCACGAAGCUUCCCACUUACUGCUACCCAGUCUUAUGAGAUGAUGAAGCCAUACGAUGAAAAGUGUAGCAAAAUCUACUCCAUCAGUAGCCAGGUGUCAUCUGCUUUAAUGAAAUCUUUGCUUUGCCUUCCUCAGUCUCCAGCAUCUUCUGGAAACAGCACAUGGGAAGCUCUGGACACCUUGUCUCAGUCCUCUGUGGAGGAGGAUGGGACUUCUCCCUCCUCCGCAAGUGAGAAUCAUCACCUGGACACAGGUUUCUCUCUAAACCUCUCUGAGCUGAGAGAAUACACUGUGAGCCUAGCAGAAAAUGAGAGGGAGGAAGAGAAACAGGAACACGACUCACCUCAAGCAUCCGGUGUGUCAGGGCAGUCUGUCAUCUCUCUGCUUUCCCCUGAAGAGUUAGCAAAGCUUAUAGAGGAAGUCAAAACACUAGACGAAGCAACCUUAAAGGAAUUGGAUGAUAUACAUGUUACAAUUUUGCAUAAAGAGGAAGAUACUGGGCUUGGAUUCAGCCUGGCUGGGGGCAUUGACCUAGAAAACAAAGCAAUCACAGUUCACAAAGUGUUUCCCAAUGGACUAGCAUCUCAGGAGGGGACUAUUCAGAAAGGAGAUGAAGUACUAUCCAUUAAUGGAAAGUCUCUUAAAGGUGCGACUCACAACGAUGCCUCAGCAAUCAUGCGACAGGCUCGGCAACCCAGACAAGCUGUUGUUGUCACUAGAAAAGCCAAAGAUGGAGAAAGAUAUCUCAAUGUCUCAAUCAACUCUAGUACAGCUUCAGUAGCAAGUGAUGCCUCACAAGAGUCUGCACCUGAAGAUACAAUCUGCACAGUAACUCUGGAAAAAAGACUUGCUGGUUUAGGAUUCAGUCUGGAAGGAGGGAAGGGCUCUAUCCAUGGAGAUAAACCCAUCAUUGUCAAUAGGAUAUUUAAAGGGACUGCAUUAGAACAAAGCAGCCCUGUUCAGCCUGGUGAUGAGCUACUACAAGUGCACACAACUGCCAUGCAAGGACUCACUCGUUUUGAAGCAUGGAAUAUAAUCAAGGCAUUACCUGAUGGGCCCAUCACAGCUAUCAUCAAGAGGAAGAGUCCAAGCAGCGUUACCACCAAGUCUGAAACUUUGUAAGAGGAGGAAGUAGACUACUGCCAAUAUUUUGAACAAAAAAGGAUUUUAUUAUUUGCAGCCAUUUGGCUAGCACAGCAAGAUAAUCAGAAAGUGCAUAUGAAA
Merops nubicus (carmine bee-eater) is the source of this 4062-nucleotide messenger RNA. RefSeq names its product pro-interleukin-16-like. The transcript has 20 exons. NCBI's taxonomy places the organism in Eukaryota, Metazoa, Chordata, Aves, Coraciiformes, Meropidae. Gene Ontology annotation, molecular function: CD4 receptor binding; cytokine activity. Bases 1 to 3960 code for a protein of 1319 amino acids. Gene Ontology annotation, biological process: induction of positive chemotaxis; leukocyte chemotaxis. The record is from RefSeq and is a predicted model, not a curated record.